CUCAUACCAGUGUCCUCCUUCCAUCAGAUACCGCCACGUCAUCGGAAUCGAGCUCGUCAGGCUCUACUUCAUCAACUGAUUCAUUGCCAACAUCUACCGCGGCGCCCGCAACAGAUUCCACGAUCUCCACCGUCACUUCCUCUUCGACUGAUGGGAAUUUCAUCUCCAGUUUGACCAGUAUUCUCUUUUCUGGAGACUCGACCACUUCAUCUGUCGAAUCGACCACCAUCUCUGAUUCUAGUUCGACCCCUGUCAGUACAGGUACACCAGCCUCGACCACUGCCGAUACCGCGACUUCGAGCCCUGCAGCCGCAUCCUCCUCUGAUGGCGGAGUCACGGCCACCAGCUCCGCUGAUGCUCAAACGACUUCUUCGAGCGAUGCAUCGGCAUCUACGUCAUCUUCGGAUAGUAGUAGCAUGGUUGGUUCUCCCGAUUCCACAUCCUCGAGUGCAACAGAGGCACCCGCCUCCACGUCCUCUUCGGAGGGAUCUGCUUCGACUACCGCUAUCGACUCGACGGGCAGUACUGAUGGUCCAGUUUCCACGUCAGCGACUGAUGCACCUGCAUCGACUUCGACUGAUGAUGCCUCUACAUCAACUUCUUCAGAUGAAAGUAGCGUUCUUAAUCCCACACAGCCCGCCUCCAGUGGAUCAGAGCCUCCCGCGUCCACCUCCAGCAGUGCAGAUGCACCGGCUUCCUCCUCCUCAGAUGGGGGGAUCCUGAGUAGUAUUACGAGCAUCCUGUUUUCUUCGUCAACCGGUUCAGAUGUGCCAACCUCGACUUCGGAUGCGCCUGUUUCCACCUCUUCGGACAGUGGUAGCGCUACCGUCUCUACUCCUCCCGAAUCGACGUCCGGUGGUACCUCUGUCCCCGUGUCUACAACGUCGGAUGGAAGUUCUGUUACCGCCAGUGCCUCCGUCUCAACGCCCACUGACAGUGGUUCCGCCUCAGCGACAGGUUCCAUCUCUGUCUCCGUCUCGAUUUCUGUCCCCGUCCCUGUUUCCUCUACUGACAGCAGUGUGUCGGUGACGCAGAGUGGGAGCGCCUCUGCUAGUGAUAGCAUUUCAGCUACCCAGAGCGCAUCAGUAACCGAUAGUGUACCGGCCACCCAGAGCGCAUCGGCAACCGAUAGCGCAUCAGUGACGCAAAGUGCAAGCGCCUCCGUCACUGACACUGCAUCAGCAUCAGUAACGCAGACCGCAAGUGUCUCUGUCACUGAUAGUGCAUCGGUUUCUCAGAGCGGAAGCGUCUCUGCAACAGAGAGUGUUUCGGCGACUCAAUCCGCGAGUGUCUCUGCUACAGAUAGUGUUUCGGCGACACAGUCCGCAAGUGUUUCUGCUACGGACAGCGUGUCGGUCACUCAGAGCUGCAAGCGUUUCUGCUUCUGAGAGUGUGUCGGUUUCCCAGAGCGGCAGUGUUUCUGUUACGGAGAGUGUGUCAGUGACGCAGAGCGGUAGUGUCUCCGCUACGGAGAGCGUUUCGGCGUCCCAAACAGUAUCGGAAAGUGUUUCAGUAACACAAAGCGCCAGUGUUUCCGCUACAGACAGUGUUUCUGUUACUCAGAGCGGCAGCGAUUCCGUCUCCUUAUCGACGAGUGCUAGUGCGAGCGAAUCUGUAUCUGCCUCGUCGACUGGUAGUGCAAGUCAUUCUAUCAUCAGUGAGACGUACACCAACACGGCGACACUAUCGUCAACCUCGACCAUCACAUUCCCUUCCGGCACUAGUACU
Desarmillaria tabescens is the source of this 1728-nucleotide messenger RNA. RefSeq lists its product as uncharacterized. The transcript has a single exon. The record is from RefSeq and is a predicted model, not a curated record. The coding region runs from base 417 to 1388 and encodes 323 amino acids. Lineage: Eukaryota; Fungi; Basidiomycota; Agaricomycetes; Agaricales; Physalacriaceae.